UCAAGGCGCUGAAAGAAGAUUAUGUAUCUCCCCUCUUGUUCCAUAAAUAACUUCCACUCUGUUGAAUGGAGGUUAUUUUAGAUCGUACAUGUGGCGUGAGGCCUUGAGUCCUGCCGCUCUGCAGUUGAGUGACGCUCUCCAGAAACCAGUGGUUAUAAGUGAGUUUUUAAAGUGGUCAUGUCUGAGCAUAGUGAUCAGCAAUCAUACACAGAGGAGAUCGAUGAGGAUGAGAUUCUGGCAGGCCUGUCAGCAGAGGAGCUCAAACAGCUCCAGAGCGAGAUGGACGAAAUCGCUCCUGACCAGAGACUGCCGGUGGGAAUGAGACAGAGAGAUGCUUCUCACCAGACGACAGUCCGAGACUCCAGCGAGCCACAAUCAGAAGAGGAAAUCGAUGAGGAUGAUAUUCUGGCAGGCCUGUCUGCAGAGGAGAUCAAACAGCUCCAGAGUGAGAUGGACGAGAUCGUGCCUGAUGAGAGAGUACCAGUGGGAAUGAGACAGAGAGACCAAACUGACAAACCUCCCUCUGGAUCAUUUGAUCACAGAUCAUUGGUGGAAUAUCUGUACUGGGAGAAAAAGUCCAAACGCAUGCUGGAGGAGGAGAGAGUUCCCACAUCUCUAUUACCCAGUCAGAAAGAAAUGCUAGAUCAACUUGCAGUGAAAGAAGAAGAUAAAGUUGAAAAUGUGGAAUAUGUUUAUGAGGAGAUUGUGGAGGAGGUUGAAGGCGUUGAGGGAGAUGUUUUUGUUGAUGAAGUAAUUGAAGAAGUGAUCAUAGAGGUCGAGGAAGAGGACAACAGAAGAAGUGAACAGCCUGCCAAGACAGGGUUUGAGGUAGACAGCCCCAAAGUGACCACAGAAGAUGCCUUGAAGCCACCUCCAGAGUUUGCAGAUUCAAAAGGUGAAGCAAAGGUUGACCAAGUAGAAUGUAAUGAGACUGAAUAUAAAACAAAUGAGGAGAAAAAAUCUGAUUCCCUCCAGUCUGAGCCUGCUUCCUCACCAUAUGAGAACUGGGUUCCCAAGAAAGAGGAGAGGGUCAUAUCCAAGCUGAAGAUCCCAAAACUUGCCUUAGGUGGAAGUGGUCUCAUUAAAAAAACAGCAAGACCCUCUGGGAAUGAAACCAAUUUAGAGACCACUUUGGAUAAGAUCCGCAACAACAACCCCUCUGUGACUGAUGUCAACCUCAACAACAUUGAAAACAUUCCCAAAGAAAUGCUUCUCGAUUAUGUCAAUGCACUCAAGAAGAAUAGACAUGUUAAGACCUUUAGCAUUACAAACACCGGCGCUGACGAAAAUGUGGCAUUUGCCCUUGCUAACAUGCUCAGAGAGAACAGAAGCAUCACCACACUGAACAUUGAAUCCAACUUUAUCACAGGGAAGGGCAUCGUUGCAGUAAUACGUUGCCUCCAGUUCAACGAGACACUUACCGAGCUUCGCUUCCACAACCAAAGGCACAUGCUCGGUCACCAUGCUGAGAUGGAGGUAUCACGUCUUCUCAAGGCGAACAACACUCUCCUGAAAAUGGGUUACCACUUUGAGCUCCCAGGGCCUCGGAUGGUGGUCACCAAUCUCCUCACUAGGAACUUAGACCGUCAACGGCAGCAGAGAAUGGAGGAGCAGAAGCUUCAGCAGAUGAAGGAGCAAAGAAAGGUCAUGGAGAUGUACGAGGAUUCUCUAAACUUGCCUCCAGGCAUGCUAGAAAUGUUAGGAGGCUAUAUCCCAAUGGCCCUGCUGCAGGGUUCUCAAGAGGUUGAUCAGGAAGUUCCUAAAGGUUCUCCAGAACCUUCACCACAACCAAAUCCUCCUCAGCAGCUCCACAAGACACCCCAACAGCAGUGUCCUCCCAGUUCAGAUGAAGUAAACCUUUUGAAGGAAGUGCAGCUAAGAAAGACUCCAAAACGAAGGGAUCCACUUCUGGAACUGAACUUUAGGGAUGAGAGAAAAGAGGAUAGGGCUAACGUUCAGCUAAGGAGUGUUCCUAAGCAAAGAAGCACAUCAAAUGAAGGACUUGUAGAAGAGAGAGCCAACCUUAAAUACAUGAUAAAGACUCUAAAGCCAGUUCCUCGAAGGCGACAGCCACCUAAAGUGGAGCUAACACCUAGGGAUGAGUUGCUUAAUGAGAUUCGACAGAGCAAUGUGGCCUAUCUCAAAGGGGUACCUUUACCAAAGAUCCUGGAGUCAAGUGAAACCACUCUCUUCUGAACCACAGACAUGACUUCAGUGGCGGGUGGGACAUUGCACUGAUCAUGGAGAGAGUCAAACAUAAAUGUGGUCAAACUAUUUCAUGGUACUUCAAAAUACAUGAUCAAAAAUAACCUCUAUCAAGGAAUAAACUACAAGUAAGCGAUUGCAUAAGCAGUACAAGCGAUAAUGUGAUGGGCAAUUUAAUGGGAUCCUGAACUGUAUAAUUUUACAAGCACAUCAUAUAAGUUAUAUUUUAUAUUAAAGGAAUAGUUCACCCCAAAAUAUGAGAAUUCUCUCAACAUUUACUCACCCUGAUUCCAUCCCAGAUGUGCAUGACUUACUUUCUUCUGCAGAACACAAACAAAGAUUUUUAAAAGAAUAUUUCAGCUCUGUAGGUCUAUACAAUGCAAGUGAAUGGUGACUCUGGUGGUUUAAUACAUGUCUUCAGAAGUGAUAUAAUUGAUUUUGGGUGAGUACAGACCAAAAUAUUAAAAAAAAGAUUACUGUAGGCUACGCCUUUCCAUUGCAGUCCCCAGGCACGAUCAUGAUUUCAGGUUUGAUUACACUUCCUAGUGCUUGACGCAUGUGCAGAGUGCUAGAUAGAGGAUGUGAACUUGAGCUUGAAAUCAUGAUCACCAAGAAGACUGCUGAUGUACAGAUUUAUAGGAGCGAUUGGCGAUAUGACCAAAAUCUUAUAUCAUGAUAUGACUAAUUUGAUAUCAUGAUAACUAUAUAUAUCGUGAUAUAGUUACAUUUUUCAAAACAAUCAAUAAAAAUUAGUUUAUAUAUUAAAUAACCAUAUUAAAAUGCUGCCCUAUGAUGGACUAGCCACCUGUCCCUGCCUUUGACCCAAUACAGCUGGAAUGGGCUCCAUCACAACCCCACGGCCCUGCAUAGGACAAGCGGCUGUAGAAGAUGGUUGGAUGGAUGGAUAUUGAAAUGCCUGUUUUUUUAAUAAUCCAGUCAUUGAAUUACAUACUUUAUAAAUGAAAACUACUUUUAUAUAAUUUUCUCUUUAUUUGGAACUUGUCAAACAUAGUCAGAGUUAAAAAAGAAAAACAAAUCAAUUUGCUUUUAAAUCAACCUUUCCACAAUGCUAAAAUUCACAUUAUGCCACAUUUCAGUCUGAGAUUAUUAUUAUUAAAUUUCCUCAAGAAACUUGACAUCUUCUGAGAGCAAUGCAACAACGAAAAUAAUCCAUAAUCAAAAAAAAAAAAACAAAAAAAAAAAACACUUCAUUAGGCUCUUAAUGAUUUAAGUAAUCUCUGUAGAGUAUAUCUAAAUGCAAAGCCGGUUUGUUUUAUAAUAUCUAACAUCAUUUGAACUGAAUUUUAUUAAGGGUGAUGAUGUUUAGUUUAAAAAUCUGCAUGGCAGACGACACAUAAUUGGUGGCACAUGACUGUUAGAAUGUUGGGCUCUCUCGCCGUUUGAGAUGCUUGACUUCCUCAUAGUGCUUUAAGGUAAAAAAAAAAAAAAAAACUAAAAA
Molecule: messenger RNA, 3664 nt
Organism: Xyrauchen texanus (razorback sucker)
Lineage: Eukaryota; Metazoa; Chordata; Actinopteri; Cypriniformes; Catostomidae
Product: leiomodin-3-like
Exons: 4
Coding region: 178-2196 (672 amino acids)
Biological process (GO): myofibril assembly; muscle contraction; pointed-end actin filament capping
Cellular component (GO): striated muscle thin filament; myofibril
Molecular function (GO): tropomyosin binding
Source: RefSeq, a predicted model, not a curated record